AUGAAAUGGUUAAAAGACGACUUUGUGUACCAGCAACAUCUGUUCCCAGUGAGCGAGUUUUUUCAAAAGCUGGUAUGGUUCUUAAUAGCAAAAGAACCAGACUUACAACUGAAAAAGUAUGGUGACCCAAAUGUGGACGUCAUUCCAGUGUCUGAUUUGGUGUUUGCUCAAAAGCUAUGGACGGGUAGUUUUGGCCAUAUGGUGUUGGCUCGAUAUUGUGCCACCGGUGAGUUGAAAACUGUGAAGGCAGUAAGUGCUAAAGUGGCGUCCACUUGGCCAAGAAAUGUGAACGCUGACAGAAAUGUCAUGGCGGCGAUGGGUACGUUCCCAUUUACGGCCCGGUUGGAAUGCUGGGCCGCUGACGCUGAAUGGUUGUACUUGAUCAUGCCUAUGGUUUCCAUCGGCACCCUUUUCGAGCUGGUGUCUGAACACGGAAGACUCAACGAAAACGUGGUCCGUUUUUUCUCUGCUCAGGUUGAAUUAGGUUCAUAA
This is a messenger RNA of Rhopalosiphum padi (bird cherry-oat aphid), 492 nucleotides long. Its product is annotated as cAMP-dependent protein kinase catalytic subunit alpha-like. Gene Ontology annotation, biological process: protein phosphorylation. The coding region runs from base 1 to 492 and encodes 163 amino acids. The transcript has 2 exons. NCBI's taxonomy places the organism in Eukaryota, Metazoa, Arthropoda, Insecta, Hemiptera, Aphididae. The record is from RefSeq and is a predicted model, not a curated record. Gene Ontology annotation, molecular function: protein kinase activity; ATP binding.